Messenger RNA from Ruditapes philippinarum (Manila clam), 2988 nucleotides. Its product is annotated as protein FAM8A1-like. The transcript has 5 exons. The coding region runs from base 161 to 1123 and encodes 320 amino acids. Lineage: Eukaryota; Metazoa; Mollusca; Bivalvia; Venerida; Veneridae. The record is from RefSeq and is a predicted model, not a curated record.
UCAAGAUACAAAGUUAUCAUUUGCUUGGAAUUGAAGAAAUAAUACAGUGAUCAUACUUUUUCAGUAACAACUUUAGUUUUACUAAAAGCAAUAUAUAGUAGUCUUCAGUCUAUUUUUUUGUAAUUCUCACGAAUUAUUAUUUGUAUGAUAAACCGCAAUAAUGGCUGAACAAGAAAAGGAAGUGGAUAAAAAUCCAACAGAAAAAGACGAAAACAUCGAACAGAAAACUGAAAGUGUCCCUCCAACUUAUGACAGUCAAAGCUCACCAUUUUAUACACAAUUUCCACCAAACAAUUACCGCCAAAACAUUCCAAAUCGUGAUUUACAAUACAAAAAUGCUAGAGAAUAUGCACAAGUUUUGCACUGCUGGUUAUGGCAGUACAGGAUGCUGGCUGCCUUUAGUACAUUUCAGUCUCAGAUGAUUUCUUCAGUAGCGCAAAAUGCGACAGCAGCAAAUAAUGCAAGAGGUCCCCAGGUUCAGUUAGGAAACGGUCAUUUACCAAAUGGUAUUCCACAGACUCCAGUUCCAGAACACCAUGGCCCAGGUGUCCAUUAUAAGGUCCCAAUGUUAUGGAGAAGGGUAGUAGCUGAAUUUCUAGAUUUUAUUCUUCUUUUUUACACCAAGAUACUUGUAACAGUGGCUGUUCUUAGACAGAUGGGCUAUAUGAAUGAAGACAUUCUUGAUAUUGAUGCCCAGUUCCCGUUCCUAUCCGACAUAGGUGAACUUGAUUAUGAUAGAGUGUUUAGCUUAACGUCGGAAUUGAUAGCUCUAGAAGUUGUGAACAGACUGUGUAUAACUCUUGUGGAGACAAUGUGUUUAAGACAAGGGUUUGCAGGGGCAAUAGGAGGAGCUACCCCUGGAAAGAAAAUCAUGCAGUUAAGAGUUGUUUCGUUUUCUGAAAUUACAAACAUAAGAAAUGGACAUAUUUUAGUGGUUGGUGCAUCAGAUCCUGGGUUUUUCAAUGCACUAAUCAGAUCAAUAAUAAAAAACUUCAGUAUGGCGUUUUUCUUUCCCGCCUGUCUGACGGUGUUCUUUUUCCGGUACAACCGUGCAGCAUAUGAUAUUUUAGCGCAGACAGUAGUGGUCGAAGUGGAAAACAGACGUCCGGAACAGGCCAACUAGUUCAUUGUGAUCUAUUUAUUUACAAUAUGGAUAUAAAUUUUAUUUAAAGACUAGUUUUUCGAUUUUAAUUUUGUCAAAUGUUAAAUAAAAGUGUACCAGUUAUGUGAUAAAAAGUACAGACUGGUUUUUUCUUUUGUGUUUCUAAAGACAAGCCAGUAGAUAAUAGAUUUUGUUCAGGUUCGUUGACCUCUGUGUGUUUGAAUCCCAACAGGGACUUUGGACUCUUUCAUGUGAGGAAGCUAUCCAGUUAGCUCCAACUCAAGAGCUUGUUAGUGUCUGAAAUAAUGCACGGAAGAGCACCUACAAUCUUCCUCCACCAGUGAAGAUGAAAAGUCACCAUAAUUAUGACUUAUACUGUGUUGGUGAGAUGUAAAACCCAUACAAAACAAAGAAACACAGUUACUUUUUGCCAAUCAAGCCAAAAUAAAACCACAGGUCUUUGUUGAGGUUAAAAUUUUAAACUUUUGUUGUGAUUUUUUAUGUUCAAUAUUUUUUAUUUAUUGUAUGAAGCAUUCGAUUUGUUUUAUGUGUAGUAAGUUUUAAAUCUGUUAAUUUCGUUUGGGAAAAUUUAUUUCAAAAGCUGUUUUUGCUACAGUAACUCUGCAAAUGUCUUUCAGUCAUAGUAUUUGUGGAUAUAAAAAAUUAGAGAGUUAUAGAUUUUUCAUAGGUUUUUUUUAAGCAUUUUUUUAAGCAACGGAAACAGCGUAUAAAUUAUGUUUGGUUUUGUUACUUAACAGCUGACAGAAGAUGAAAUUGAAACUUCAGGGUAACACUGUUUUAAUGUUAGCUAAUAAAAAGGAUAUUUGUUUAUAAGAUUUUGCUCCUAAGAUACAUGGUAUUUCUUUAAAUAAUUAUAAAACAUCUUAACCCUUAAAGUGCUGGAACUGAAUGUGUUAAGACCUUGCCACCAGUAAAGAGCCAGGCCAGCCUGCACUACUGUGCAGUCUGACCAGGCUCUAUACUGUUGGCUUACAAACUUUAAAUAUUCAAAUUGAUAUCCCUAAAAUUGAUAAUGGACAGUCCCAAAAAUGGAAAUGGGACAAUUCCAUUUAGAAUAUUCAGCAUGUUCAGGGUUAAUAUCAGUUACCAUAUAGGGAUAGAACCAUUUGUUAUAAAUCCUGUUCUAUUGAUGUGAUAUUGUGAUAUCAGAAACAUUAAAGGCACCCAGUCAAUGAUGUUUUGCAAUAUUUUCCAGGGGCAAGUUAUCUAUAUAUAUACAUGUACUUAAUUAAAAAAAAAACAUAAUGUUCUAGUUCACUCCCCUGGCUCACGUUCAGUUUAAUAAAAAAAUGGCCAAUAUCUCUCAGGGUAAUAGUGCAUAUUAGCAACCUUAGAAGUGAAAACUCAAGGUGGAGCCAGUAACACCCAAGGCGGAGCCACUAUUACCCUGAUAGACGUGUUAAUUCUAUAAUAUCAAAGAGUUAACCUGUUAUUGCACAAAGAUGACAAAUAGUCAAUUGUUUAUUCUAGUCAAGAUGUUGAAGUUUUGUUAUUUCCUAAACUACCAAAGGCCCAUAACUCUAACAUAAAUUUUGACAGAAUUAUGGCCCCUUUUGAACUUAGCAAAAUUUACAUUAUUCAGACUUUUUCUGUCAAGCACUGAGAAGAGUCUAGCAAGCUGGGCUAUCGACAAGUCUUGUUUGUUUUUUUUGUUAGAAAACAAUUUUCUUUAGUAUUAAUGCUUAACUUUUAUAAAUUGUUGUUUCUUUGUUUUAUUUUGUUCAAAUUAUAUAUAUUCUUUUACUUUUAAAAGGAUAAAUUUUAUGAAAUUAUUUUGUAUUUAUUUUUUUCAAGGACUUUGUAUUCUUGUAGUAUGUUUUAUAUUGUGAAAUCUCCUAGUUAUCUUAAUAAAUUGAUGUAGAUUG